CAGUAACACGCUAUGAGUGGUACAACCAAGUAGCGCACUCAGUUGUCCUCCAUCACUGGACGAGCUUGCUUCCAGUUCUUGCCUACCUCUUUGUUCAAGAGAUGGCUGAGGUUGUGGGCUUGUACACGGCUGCCUCAUUGGUGGUGGCUGCCAUCAUGACCUUGAUUUCGUACUUCACCUAUAAGCUCCUGAGCAGUUACAUGCGCAACUGGAAAGAGAUGAAAAUGAUCCCAGGAAUAGACGGAACAUACCCGCUGAUCGGCAAUGCACUGCAAUUCAAAUCCAAUGCCAGAGACUUCUUCUGCCAGUUGGUUGGCUACACAGUCCAGUUCCGGGAUACACCGCUGCUCAAAGUCUGGAUUGGCCCUGUGCCAUUUCUCCUCUUGUUUCAUGCUGAGACUAUUGAGACUGUGCUGAACAACCCUGUUCACAUGGACAAGGCCUAUGCCUACAAGUUCCUUCACCCGUGGCUUGGAACAGGCCUUCUGACCAGUACUGGGGACAAAUGGCGGCGGCGCCGAAAGAUGCUGACCCCCACCUUCCACUUCUCCAUCCUGACUGAGUUUCUGGAGGUGAUGAACGAACAGGCCGAGGUUCUGGUGGAGAAACUGGACAAGCAGGCAGGCAAAGGACCCUUCAACUGCUUCAACCACAUUACACUCUGUGCCCUGGACAUUAUCUGUGAAACGGCUAUGGGGAAGAAAAUCUACGCCCAAAGUAACUAUGAUUCGGAAUAUGUGCGUUGUGUGUACAGAAUGAGUGACAUCAUCACCCGGAGACAGAGGAUGCCCUGGUUUUGGCCAGAUUUUAUGUACAACGUUUUUGGGGAGGGCAAGGAACACGACAAGAGCCUGAGAGUCCUUCAUUCUUUCACAGAGAGUGUGAUUAAUGAGAGGGCGGAGUAUAUCACAUAUAUUGAGUCAGACAGCGAAUCGGACCAAGGCAGGAGGAAGAGGCGGGCCUUCCUGGACAUGCUGCUGAAGACCACAGAUGAGGAAGGCAACAAGCUCACCCACAGGGACAUCCAGGAGGAAGUGGACACCUUUAUGUUUGAGGGUCACGACACGACAGCCGCCGCUAUGAACUGGGCUGUUCACCUGCUGGGCUCCCACCCAGACGUGCAGCGCAAAGUCCAGCAAGAACUGCAGGAGGUGUUUGGUGAGUCGGACCGUCCAAUCAAUGCGGAUGACCUGAAGAAGCUGCGGUACCUGGAGUGUGUGAUAAAGGAGGCGCUGCGGCUCUUCCCCUCCGUGCCCUUCUUCGCCCGCAGCAUCUGUGAGGAUACACAUAUCAAUGGCUUCAAAGUGCCCAAAGGCACUAAUGCCAUCAUCAUCACUUAUGCCAUCCACCGUGACCCACGCUUCUUCCCGGACCCGGAGGAGUUCCGUCCGGACCGUUUCCUGCCUGAGAACUGUGUGGGCAGGCACCCGUACGCCUACAUCCCCUUCUCCGCUGGACUCCGCAACUGCAUUGGUCAGCGGUUUGCCCUGAUGGAGGAGAAGGUGAUCCUAGCGUCCAUCUUGCGUUACUUUGACGUGGUGGCAUGUCAGUCGAGGGAGGAGCUGCGUCCAAUGGGAGAGCUUAUCCUGCGGCCCGAGAACGGCAUCUGGAUCCGGCUGGAGAGGAGGAAACGCCUGUCAACUGCUUAACAGCACCACCCAACACUCCACAGCCUAAACAGUCUAAAGCAACACACCACAGCCCAAGAACAAACAACAAAUAACAACACGUACAUACAGGGUUAUUAAACAGGAGCGUCCUUUGAGAUUAACCCAAACUAUAGUGCUACUGUAUAACAACAAAGUUAGUAAGGGAAUGGUAGGAGCCUUCAUUAUAAGAGUAUAACUCAACAUUGCAAAUACAGUGCAUGAGAGCAAGCAUAGUUCAUACUGUAAAUAGCUCACUGUAAUAAGAUCACACAGUGCUACAGUUCAUAACACUGUGAUAUAUGCACAUCUGCAUCAGUACAGACAGCUUUGAAGUUAUUUUGGUAAUUACCUGGCAUAUGACAAAUCAGAGCAUCAUACCAGUUCCACUGUGUAACAAUCUCCCAAAUGACUCAACUCUGAAUAUUCAGUUUGUUUGACUUUAUAAGGAUCUGAAUAUGCAAUACACUUACAUGAAUGUACUUUGGUAUCAGGAGAGCUAGUGAAUUCAGAACCAUCUGCACAUCACAAUAACAAAACAUGAGCCUGAUCCCAGGGAAAUGCAGUGUGCCUUUUCCCUUAACUUGAAAGACCUCCUUCCCAAAGAGUUUGCCUAAAUGCCCUGCACUCUGGGGCCAGUUGUUCAAUGUGGAGCCUUUGAAGCAGCAGUGCUUUGAUAGGCUGCCUAUCAGCUUGGUGCCCUCUCCCUCCGGUAGCGCUCUCUUAUCCUCUUUCUUUCUGCCCCGGGCAUAACUUAAGAGAGUGCAAAGACUUCACCCCUGUUGUGUUUGAUUUGCAGCUUACACACACACACACACACACACACACACACACACACACACACACACACACACACACACACACACACACA
Molecule: messenger RNA, 2517 nt
Organism: Alosa alosa (allis shad)
Lineage: Eukaryota; Metazoa; Chordata; Actinopteri; Clupeiformes; Clupeidae
Product: cytochrome P450 4V2
Exons: 11
Coding region: 102-1649 (515 amino acids)
Molecular function (GO): oxidoreductase activity, acting on paired donors, with incorporation or reduction of molecular oxygen; heme binding; monooxygenase activity
Source: RefSeq, a predicted model, not a curated record